Molecule: messenger RNA, 1005 nt
Organism: Rhea pennata
Lineage: Eukaryota; Metazoa; Chordata; Aves; Rheiformes; Rheidae
Gene: CALHM3
Product: calcium homeostasis modulator 3
Exons: 3
Coding region: 1-1005 (334 amino acids)
Cellular component (GO): plasma membrane
Molecular function (GO): monoatomic cation channel activity
Source: RefSeq, a predicted model, not a curated record
AUGGACCGUUUCCGCCUCAUCUUGCAAUACUUCCAGUCCAACUCGGAGUCUGUGACGAAUGGGAUCUGCGGGCUGCUAGCCCUGGCUGGCGUAAAGAUGUACGCUAGCUUCGACUUCAGCUGCCCCUGCCUGCCGCGGUACAACGAGGCGUACGGCCUGGGGGUCCUGCUGGUGCCCCCCGUCGCCCUCCUGCUCUGCGGCCUCCUGCUCACCCGGCAGCCCGCGGCGCUGCUGCAGGAGUGGAGGCGGCCGCGGGGGCGCAGGAGGAAGGACCCGGCCGUUAUCAGGUAUAUGUGCUCCUCCAUCCUGCAGCGAGCCAUGAUUGCCCCCAUCGUCUGGAUCAUAGCCACCCUCCUGGAUGGGAAAUGCUUUAUCUGUGCUUUCAGCGGCUCUGUGGAUCCAGAGAAGUUUGCGGGCUUUGCCAACGCCACCCCGGCACAAGUGCAGCAGCUGCUCGCCAAGGUGCCCUGCAAAGAUGACGAGCUCAUGAGGAACAGCACAACCCGAAAGGCAGUGUCAAGGUAUCUGCGGUGCUGGUCCCAGGCACUUGGCUGGAGCAUUUUGUUGAUCUUGAUUGUAGCAGCUUUCCUUGCCCAUUGGCUGAGACCUUGCUUCAGCCCAGCCACCCUCCUACAGACACGUUACUGGAGCAACUACAUUGACAUCGAGCAGAAGAUUUUUGAGGAAACCUGCUGCGAGCACAGCCGGCACUUUGCUCACCAAUGCAUCCUCCACUUCUUUGAAAGCAUGCGGAAAGAGAUCAAAUUGCACAGUUUCAACUUGCACAGGGAGGAGCAGGAGGCCAAAGGAGAGGAAGACCUUCUCCAGGGCAUCACAAACCAGGAUCAGGUGAAUGAGCUUCUGCAAACAUGGUACUAUGAGAAACCGCCCUUGGAUGUGAGCCAGGUGACCCAGCGGCAUCCUCUGGGCAGAGAGCGAUUGCUGGUGCCCUGGGCUGAUGGCCCCAGCAGCCGGCCCCAACCCUCCCAGCUCACUGACGUGUAG